AUUGACACGUCGCUGUUCACCUGCUGGAUUUAGUGACAUUAUGCUGCUGAUACUGCUAUUGCUCACUGCUGUUUAGAAUUGUUUGCGCAUUCUAAGCAGCACGCACCUGGAAACCAGAACACCGUCAAGUCCGUUUUCAAGCGUUUUCGAGGGCAUGCCGUGUACUUUUGUUUGCAAUAGGUAGGUCGAGAUCGAGACUCAAAAUUUGCUGUAAUUUCUUCCGAUCGGUGUAUUUUCAGGUGUACAAAUAAUCAUCAUGAGGCGGCCAAACUUUCCAGCGGACCAGCCACUCCGUGGUGGCGCGGCAGUAGAAGAGGAAAACGACCUUCUGGAGAGUGAACUCAAAGGGAAGGUGUCUGCUCUCAAGUCUCUCACGAUUGAUAUUGGGCAUGAAGUUCGGUAUCAAAAUAAGAUGCUCAACGAAAUGGACGACGAAUUCGACUCGACGGGCGGCCUGCUGGGAAAUUCGAUGAAACGAGUGAUGAGGAUGGCUCGCUCGGGGCACAACCGGUACCUCUUCUACCUGUUCCUCUUCUCGCUGUUCGUCUUCCUGGUCAUCUGGCUGAUCAUCAGAUCCAGAUAACCCAGCUGUUGUGAUCAUGUGACGAUCAAACUUUGGUGAAGAGAGACAGGCGUUGUGAUGUUUUUUUUUUCAUUGUGUGCUCGGUGUCGAAGCGAUCACUGGCUUUACCAUUGAUAUACAUGUCGGCUAUUCCAUUUUGCGCGAAGUUAUAUAACUGGAAUAGGUACCUAGGUAUGUUUGGUCACUUCAAUUGCUAAUAGAAAAUAGAUAAUGAUGGACCGAGUGGUAUAUGCAUGUUCCAAGCAAGAUGCUUCAUGGUAUUGGCAGGUUGCUGGGAUAGAAUUACUUGCCAACAUCAAUAUUUUAUUGUCAUCUCGAUGGUCAUGACAUACACGAAAAUAUAUAUAGUUUUACAUUGUA
Amphibalanus amphitrite is the source of this 943-nucleotide messenger RNA. Its product is annotated as BET1 homolog. Gene Ontology annotation, biological process: endoplasmic reticulum to Golgi vesicle-mediated transport; vesicle fusion with Golgi apparatus; retrograde vesicle-mediated transport, Golgi to endoplasmic reticulum. Gene Ontology annotation, molecular function: SNAP receptor activity. Gene Ontology annotation, cellular component: SNARE complex; Golgi trans cisterna. The transcript has 5 exons. Lineage: Eukaryota; Metazoa; Arthropoda; Thecostraca; Balanomorpha; Balanidae. The record is from RefSeq and is a predicted model, not a curated record. The coding region runs from base 257 to 583 and encodes 108 amino acids.